AUGUCCCCUUCUCGUUUUCCUCCCAAUUUUACUGAAACUGACCACCGUCAGCGCUCUCUCUUGCAAUUGCGCUCCAAACAACUUGGUCUUGAAAAAUACAUCUUUCUAAAUGGCCUCAAAGGCCGUGACUCUGACCUAUUCUAUGACAUUUUGCUUGAGAACAUGCAAGAAAUGAUUCCCAUCUUGUAUACACCAACUGUUGGAGAUGCCUGUGUCAACUACUCCCAUAUUUGGAGGCGACCUGAGGGUCUAUAUGUCUCCAUUGAAGACAAAGGUCGCAUUCGUAAUGUUUUGGCAACUUGGCCGAACUUCCCCGACGGCCGCAUAGCUGUCGUCACCGAUGGUUCCCGUAUCCUUGGCUUGGGCGAUCUUGGCGCAAAUGGCCUGCCCAUCAGUAUUGGCAAAUUGGAUCUCUACAUCGCUGGAGCCGGCAUCAAACCAUCCUCUACCGCAAGUCCAUGCUGUUACCAGGUCCCGAUUUGCCUGGACCUGGGUACAAAUACUCAACGCUACCUUGAUGAUCCUCUCUACAUCGGCGUUCGCCGCCCACGCCCAAACGGUCCAGAAAUGGACGAAUUCAUGGAUGAGUUCAUGGAAGCCAUGAAAGAAGUCUUCCCUACCCUACUAGUACAAUUCGAAGACUUCUCAACAGACAACGCAUUCAAAUACCUCGACCGCUACCGUCAUCAGUAUCGUGUUUUCAACGAUGAUAUUCAAGGCACAGGAUCCGUAAUCUUGUCAGGCUUCACAAAUGCUGCCCGUUUGUCUUCUGCCGCUUCCGGCCUACCGCCAUCAGAUCACAAGAUCUUGUUCUUCGGAGCCGGUUCUGCAGGUAUCGGCGUUGCGAAGCAAUUGUUGUCCUUCUUUACCUUGUCUGGCCUGAGUCCUGAAGAAGCAAGGUCUCGAAUCUACACUGUGGAUUCAAAAGGUCUUAUUACUGCCGACCGCAACGGGCUCCAAGAACACAAGAAGUUCUUCGCACGGACCGAUUACGAGGGUCCUCCAUUGACCGACCUCGUUGACAUCAUUAACUACGUCAAGCCCACCGCCUUGCUCGGUCUUAGCACCCUCAGAAAUGCAUUCUCUGAGCAAGUCGUCAAAACGAUGAGUGCUCUGAACAAGCGUCCCAUCAUCUUCCCCUUGUCAAAUCCCGUCGCGCUAUGUGAAUUGGACUACUCAGAUGCCAUCGAAUGGACCAAUGGCCAGGUGAUUUUCGCGUCGGGUAGCCCGUACAAUCCCUUCUCCUAUGGUGGUGUGACGCACGAGCCUGGACAAGGAAACAACAUGUACAUCUUCCCCGGUAUCGGUCUCGGUUCGAUCCUCUCCCGGACUCGCCACGUAUCGGACGCCAUGGUCGAACAGGCAGCGAUCGCGCUUGCCACCUCCUUGACCGAGGAAGAGAGGGCUGCCGAAUUGGUAUACCCUCGUCUUGCGCGCAUCAGGGACAUCAGUGCCCAGGUCGCAUUUGCUGUCAUCAGACAAGCACAAAAAGAUAAAUUGGAUGAUAAUGCUUAUCUCCGCACUCUUCCCGAUUCUGAUCUUUUGGGACUCAUUCAUGAUAAGAUGUGGCAGCCACCUGCGCUGCAGGUGCGUUCGUUCACACGGCUUUGAGUGGGUUAUUCGAUCAGGGGGAUGGGGUUUAAGCGAAUUUAUUGGCCUGAGACUGUUGGGACGGACGACGGAGAAUGCGGGAGCGCGACGGAAUGGUCUAUUUUUGAACUGUUGUUAUUGCAUGUGCCAUGCUAUCAUUGCUUUCCCCGGCC
Messenger RNA from Suillus paluster, 1763 nucleotides. RefSeq lists its product as uncharacterized. The transcript has 13 exons. Gene Ontology annotation, cellular component: mitochondrion. Gene Ontology annotation, biological process: pyruvate metabolic process; malate metabolic process. Lineage: Eukaryota; Fungi; Basidiomycota; Agaricomycetes; Boletales; Suillaceae. The record is from RefSeq and is a predicted model, not a curated record. The coding region runs from base 1 to 1611 and encodes 536 amino acids. Gene Ontology annotation, molecular function: malate dehydrogenase (decarboxylating) (NAD+) activity; NAD binding.